Spirometra erinaceieuropaei is the source of this 12565-nucleotide messenger RNA. NCBI's taxonomy places the organism in Eukaryota, Metazoa, Platyhelminthes, Cestoda, Diphyllobothriidea, Diphyllobothriidae. The record is from the annotation of a GenBank genome assembly.
AUGCCCACAGUUGGCGGAAAUGCCUUCUUUGGCUACUUAAGUGUAGGACUCUACAGGUAAUCCGGAAGUGGGUGGUUCAAGGUCGACUCAGGGGAGUCGUUCCCUCUAACUGAAUUAUGAGCGUGCAUUGCAGACGUCUGUGAAGAUGCCUUUCCUGAUGCGUUUUCACUUAAAUCAGUCUCAGCGCUAUUUUUGCUACUUGCUUACCAUGAUCAUAUGACAGUCCAAUUCAUUGAGUAUGAAUUAACCUACAAACCAGCAUGUUGGUCUCCAAAUGCUGCUUAUCCUACGAUGGAGAGCCGACUUCAGUUAUCCGAACUUAGCUCAAAACUUAUAAUUAAAUAACUACUCACGGUUCCGAAUAACUUUCUAGGAGGACUUCUGAUACACGACAGAGAAGGCGAGCUAAGUCACCGAUUUGCGUGGGGAUCCUUGCAAAAGGCCAAACACGCAUACUUUAGUUUUAACAUGAAAACGUCAAAGGAGGUUUUCCAGGCUCUGGCGGCAGUAAAAGUUAAUCAGUUUCCCAUGUAACCGAAAGACAGUGAAUCGAUUGAAGGUGGACCAUUAUUAGACAAAAAUAUAUAUGCAUACUAAACAGUUAUGUAAUUUGGGGACUUUCGAACAAAUUAAACUUGUUGUGAUUAAAAACACUUCCAUUAUGAGAAUAUUUUUGGAAGGUUUGGGGAAACGGACUUACUUGUAUUUGAACCUGUUAUCAUCACAGCUGUCAGCAAGCAGGCACUUCAGACGAUAAAAAGGAGAGUACUUAAGGAUCCAGCUCUCAAAAUAAUAUGCAAAUUAUUUGUCCAUAAGUAUCCACUUCUGAGUGAAAAGGAAAGUGGCACUAUGGAGUAGCAAACAAAUUAACACCUUCCCUCCUCCAGUUAGUGCAACAUCAAUUAAUGUUGCUUCGUCUUUCAUCCCCACCAUAUACAGUUGGUAAAGAGAACGAUGACCGUUUUAGGGAUGUAAAGACCAGUAACUAACCAAAGCAGUCUGCUCUGAGUUUAUCCUUCCUCCCUUAAAAAGGACGGUACCCGUGGUGCAAAGAGGCAAAACAUAUCCUAAAUCUAGGUUGGGCAAUGACCGGUGAAUAAGACAGACAGUAGGAAACGCACAAAACAGUCCCCACUUUUGAACGUUUUUGGAAUAAAUGUUCCAUACUCAGACUGCAAAGUCUUGUAUAAGUGCAAACAAAUGUUCGCUCAUUCGUACUGACUUUCGUCUGUUUGCCCCUGUCAUUUUUUACUUGCUCGUUGUGCAACCUGUUAGGCGGUUAUCCGUUUGUGCUUUCUAAACUCAGAAGAUAAAACUAGUUUAACGUGAGGUAGUUGUCAUUUUGACGUAUUCUCACUCCAUUGUUCAGAAAAGGCCUGUAUUAAAAUGCGUACGACUAUCAUGAGAGUACCUUCUUUUGUGAUUUGUUUACUGAAAAUUCAGCAGGCAUCGGAAGCAUCGAAGUUGUUAAACGAUACUUCUAUUUUAGACGAAUUCAGUGGACUUUAAAGUGCGCAUCCUCUUCCCGACAUGUGGCUGCGUAAGAACACCAUACCCAGAGAAUUCGCCUAGAGGAGCUUGUUUCUCCUACCCUCUCCGUAGACAUUUUAUGAACUCCUUACCAUUGAGACUCUUUCCCGACAUGUUUCUCUUGUUGUCCUCCAUUCUUUCAGUUUCCCUCACAAGACUAAUAACGUUUCGGAUGGAACCGUCUAGUUACUUUGUGAUGAAAUCUGACUGUAUUUUGACGCAAUGCCUUCCUUGAUAGACCUUUUGCAUUAACCAGUAUUCUCUACUUUAUAGAAAUGACCGGUACCUGGUGCAAGACUACUGCGCACGCAGUAAGAUCUAUGUUACAAUUGGCAGUCCUGUGGAUUUGAACGCCUGCAGCACCGCCGCAGCCAAAGCAAGCCAGUUAUCAGGUGCCGGCAACAACAACCAAACCGCAUCCCUUCCCUCCUCCACACCCAUUCCGCGGUCUUUAACCUUGGGUGCACAGAAUAAGCGCCUGAAGAGGCCUGGAGCAAACAGGGACGGGACAAUGGGGGUACGCCACCACACUGCUAGUCCGGAAGUGCCGGAUAUACUCUUUCAGAUGACCGCCUCAUCGUUAGUGGCGCCGGUUGCAGUAGAAGCAACUGAGCAACAGCAUACGGCGGUAUCUGCGGUCGCUGCUUCGACUUCCGCUGACACCAGCUGCGACGACAUUAGCGUUUGCCAAUCCCUCUCCGGAUCGCCGCCCCUUUCGCUCGGUUCGUCUCCCAAACCCGGUUCAGGCUUCCAUCUACGUCGUUCGGGAAGUAGUCUCAGCUCCAGGUCCAUGCCAGUGGGCGGGGGAGGACACAUUAAUCGAAACCUGCCACUCCUACUCUAUGUGUACCUUGCUGAAGGGCAAAAUGGGACCUGCAGUGAGCUCUGCUUCGCUCCGACCGAGAAGUAUGUAAUUCUACUCUUGUUCCUUUAAACAACAAAAGAUGACUUAGUACGGGAGUAAAAUAUUUUUUGCCAUUUCGAAAGCCACGGCGCCUCCAGACACAUCUUUGGUUUUGCCUCAUAAAAGACAUUAUCGAUUGCAGGCAAGUUGAAAUGGUGCCCGGACGCAGUUCCUCAAUGUUUCAGACGAAAUUAAACUCGCGAGAUGUGUUUAUGUCCCGAAAUGUUAGCCGAAAUUCUGAAAUGCGUUUACAAUGAGGAAGGAUUACUCAAGUGGGGUUGGGAAAUUGAUUAGCACGUGGCAUAAUUCUAGGGUAUGUCAGUCACGUCAGAAUGCCGACUUUCCAACGCACUUAUUCUCUGCCGCUUAACAAGCCACAAGAGAUAAAAAGUGACUUCUUAUGCAGUAUAAUUUUCUCCUUCGAUUUCCGAUAUCUGCAAAACCUCAAAUAUAUAUUAUAAAAAACAUUAUCAGAAAUAAUAUUUCCUAUAGUCAUGUGGUAGCAAAAUACGUUUCUUUGCAUUUUUAAUCGGAUAAAGGGUUUUUUGAUGUUAGAAUUUUUGCAAUUAUUGAACUAUAUAGGACCGUGAAAUGUCUUAUCUGACCGUUUUUUAGUGUUGAACAUAAAAUAGCAACAUAGUUCGCAUCCCUGUUAAAUUUUUAUGAUCCCUUUUUGAUAUCUUCCUAAUGGUACAGAGACAUGUACCAUUUUCCAUACAUGAAAGUAUGCAGCUUGUAGACUGUUUCAGAGUUGCGAAAAUCACCUUGUCAAUAUUUGGAAGACCAAUUGUCGAAUAGCCUCACCGACAAAGACAAAGGGGACUUGAAUGGCCAUUUCUGGAUUUUAAGCCGUCGCCAGCCACCGAUAUUCCCCUCUAACAUUGUUAAUGUACCCGAUUGCAACCGGUGGGACGGUGCGCUCGUGGCAUAAUGGCUAGAGCGUUGGGAUCCUAACCAAUAAGUCACGAGUUCGAGCCUCAUUGAUUCCACAACGCGGGGUUGGAUAUGUUUGAUUGGUGAGGACUAACAGGACAUUCCAGCCUCCCUUGUCGUUAUCCAUAGUGCAACUCGGCCUCUAUUACGCGCCGCUGUGCGGCUGCCGGCGGGGUUCUAGAGGGAGUUCCAAGGCACAACGGGUCAAUUGAGUUCCGCAACGCUAUUGGCACGCGUCCCCUUACCAUUACUAACUGGCGAGCAUACAUUUGCCUUCGAUAACUCCUCAUCAGGCCAGUACAAUUUUAUGAGGAUGGGGUCGAGCAAAACAUGUCGGUGGUUAGAGAAAUCGAGUGCAAUUCGUGUUUAAGCACAGGCUGACUGCGGGAACAUGGGGAGAGUCAUGACAGGGGGGUGAGAGCGGAAGGGUGUGGAGAGUUGUACGCGGUUAAUCGACCUUUGACUGCGGUAAGCGCGGGGGCUAAAUGAGGCUCUUCUGCGCUCACAAGACCGGCUUUCCUAACCUGAUGGCGGCCGCUUCGGCUCUUGCUAACAGACGCUGGCCUAGUAGCUUAAUGUAUCUCAAUGGUACCUUAUAAAUCAAACGAAAGACUUCCUUCGGAUCCACAUCAGUACAAGAAAUCAUAUUCUAUGCAUGUUUUCCAUAAGAAUUUCCGAAUUUAUAGUGAUAAAGGAAAUCAAUUAGUUAGUCAUUUUUUCCGAGUGCACUUUAUACAGGCGGAAGAGACGGAGUGUAUUCAGAAGGCGGACUUCUAGCGUGGCUGGAAUAUUUUGAGAUCAAGCCGCCCGAUGAUGAAUAUUACAACUCAACUUAAGUGGUCUUUCGUAAUUUGCUAUGCAUUUAGUAAUCUAAGUUAGCAUUUUAUGAGAUCAGCCACUACUGCUAGCAGUGGUAGUAUUGCCUAGGCUGGCUUGAAUUCAGGAAGGUUAAGCGCGCUCCGAUUGACCCCGGACCCAUCACGGACCCACAAGUCGUAUGGCUCUCAUACGUGCCGGCAUAGAGAAAGCAAUCAAUAAGCGGGACUUGUUGGGCAAAAGCUUUACCGGAUCCUAUUUCGAGUCUGUGGUCUGUGGUUGAGGCAUGACGGAUUGGCGUUAUUGAAAAAGACAAAAAUGUACAUUCUGGUCUUUAUUUUCAUGGCCAUACCAGAGAGGCAUUCUGUAUGCAACAUCUCAAAAAUCAUCUUAGAAACUGAUUGCUGUGAGAAAGUAGAAAGCUGCUAACCUCACGUUCACAGCCCUUGCUCCAUCGAAUGCGAUAUCGUAAUUCAGCAUGAGAUACAUGAGAAGUAAGCAAAUUUAAGUGACAUAACUCAUGAAAUGUCAUUAAAUUCCUAAGAAGGCCCGUGUUAUGCAGACGGCAUCCACCCAGUUCCCCCCCUCUCCAAACUGCGGCAGCCUUACAGAAGCGACCAUUUUCCAAAUUAAGAUAUAGUUUUGUUCGUAAAUUAGUAUUUGCCAACUGAAAGAUAGUUUUAAGCGACAAAUCGAAGCGCAAAAAACUUCUGCAUCUCAACCUUUGUUAAGUUCAGAAGUUACAGGCGUAGAGGUUCGCUGGUGUCUAGAGAUAGACUACUGUCACAAGCGGUAGCGGAAGAAUAUCUUUUCGAGCGGUUAACAGAAACAUAACCCUCUAAAAAUAUGUUAACUAUUCGGCAUCGACGGAUAGCUUUUUAGCAGAAGGCAUACUUCGCGUUUUUACAAACACUUGUCUGGCAAUAGCGUUCAUCGGUGAGCGCUGAACUGGCCUCUCGCAAAGUUGAAGACCAUCCAAAUCAUCAGAUGUCGACGGUUUCAUAAAGGUGCAAUCGGUACAACGUGUUUUUGUAAGAAGGUGUCCCCACAAAUGACCACCUGGUCACUUUCGCAAACUUGUCUGAAAUUGAGAUCUCAUUGCAAAAGUAGCUGCGCUUUCAGAAUGACUGUCAGUAACCAGUAUACCUCCUAAUAAGUAAACAGCGUUCCGCAGUGGGUUUCUUACUUAGCAGUGUGUCAUCGCUUUUCUGCAGUUAUAGGCAAAAAUGUUUCUAUGCUCUUUCCGAUUAUGCUCAGAGGCAGAACUGACGGGCAUUUGCUGUGAACAAUCUAGACGAGCACAUAACGACAUCAUUUUAGUGUUUGACCAAUACAGUUGCCGUCUUCUUUACGCGCGGAAACUUUUGUUCCGUUUCGCUCCUUCCUAGGCCCUGCCCCAUCCUUAAUAAGUCGUCACAGAGUGACUUUACUAAUGUUAAAAGUACUUGCUAACUUCUCAAGUAGCCAGCCCUUUUAUCCUGAUCUACGUACCCAUGCAAAGCCGACGGCAAACAGUCACCCAGACAACUUAAUUGCUCAGUCUGAUACAGACGUUCGUGAUAAUUCCUUGUGCAUCUGUUUGCGCCUUGUGCUUCUCCGUGUACUAAAUCAAAGUGGCUUCAACCAAACCUAUUAUUGCAACACCAUGCAUCUGCAUGCCAACAUUUGCGAAGCCAAAUCUGCUUUGCACUUUGUGAAAAAGAACAAUUUUAAUCUCUGGUCUCACUUACAGAAUUUACGAGAAGACGAAAUGCGUUGUUUCAUCUCCAGAAGGCAUUUAAUGAGAAUGUUUCCAGUGUGUGACAAUGACCCUUUACUAUUAAAGGACGUGGAGGCAGGCGGCCCAGUUCAACAACACUCAACAGCGUAGAAAAUGACCUGGAUAUAAGAAAAAUUGUUUCGGCCUAGUGUCCUGGUUUUAUGUAAUGAACUAGUUAUUAAAAUAAUUCCAUCCAACUAGAGGCCCUUAACGCCUCAAAUGAGUCUAAUGGGCAAAAAUAAAAACGGCAAUUUCAUUGCGUAAUACUAUUUCAAAUUAAGGUAACAACAAUUCGUGAUUUGCUCGCUUACUGGACGUUUCGUCCUUACGGAAGAGUUUGUUAUUGCCCGGAGAUUAUGCUUUCCUGCCCAAUACACCUAUUUCCCAUACUAAGUCAUGACAGCCUUCAAAACUGUUAAUAAUUACGACUGUGUCAAGUGCUGCGCAAACUCGAAAACACAAAAUCGCACGAAAAUAAUUGACUCCCUCUAACGUGCGCGGAUAUAUUUGGUGCUAAUCCGUCUAUGCAACAGUUGGCUGACGCGUGUUUUGUUUAUUUAUGGCGAAGAUCGCUUAUGUGCCCCCUGCGCAUGACGCGGAAAUAGGAACUCCCUGCAAUAUGUCGGUUCUGCUUUAAAUCCCAGGGAGAUUUAGAUAAGUCUUAAGGCUGCGGCCGGGGAUUAGUUCUAGGACCCUGGGGUACGUUACUUUCCCGGAAUAUAGCGGCAGGGCGCCGGUAGGAAUAAGUGGACACAUAACUGAUCAUCAUCACAUUCGGAUGGAUAAAAAGGCUCUGUUUUAUCAUGCGAUAGUUCGUUUCCUCCCCAUUAAAGCCAGAGCAUUUUAUUUAGGAGACAAAUUUUUACCCGAACUGUAGAUAGUAAUGACCUUUUCAAUGUUAAGAAUUUUCUCGACAGGGUAACUUUUGUCCACGUACACCUGCAGGUCUUACUGAAUUGGCUCCAAGGUUUGUUAACGUCAGCUAAGUUAUGAUCAGCAAACCUCGCAGUCUAAUGUGCGCUGGCAGUUCUCCGGUGUUGUUAGCACGGUAACUCAUUGCACAGUUCUCCGGUACUUGGUUCUCUGGCGGUAGAUGCGCUUACGCUCUCGCUGGGCACACAGGUUGUGUGCAUGACUGCCCAAUCAUCCACUUCCGUUCCGCUGUUGGUCGCAAUCCUGGUCAAGUAUUUGUUGUGGAACAGAGGAUGAGGAGUGGGUCGCCAAAGUAUGGGUUUGACCGCACUAUUCACCUGCGUCCUUGUCCCCUUCGGUUUUAUUAACUCUGUUUUGACACCGGGUCCAGGUAGGGAGGAGGGGUGAGCGCGGUAGAUGCUGCGGAAGUUCCCUCUCCCUAUAAACUAAUUCCCUCACAAGUCACCUUACCUGCUUCACCUUACUUUGGAGCACAUAGUGAACACCGUCGGAUGCGACGGCCGAUACAUCAUUGGCGAUUCCGUGGCCUGUGUUCUAAAUUUCAAAGCCAAAUCAUCUGUCGAUAAAAUUUCUUCGAUAUAGCAUGAACUGGAAGACCGGAUUUCGACAUAGUUGUUUUCGAUUCUAAAGGUUUUUUGUGCAACAGCCAACAGCACAUAUCUUAGCAUUGGAGGUUUUGAAAUGCUGCAGAAUUUCUGCAAAAUUCUAAACAUGUUUUAAAUUAUUUUAUGUGGGGCGCUACAGGCUAGCCAGAAGCAAAAUUGAAUUAACCGUUUCGCUGCCGGAUAGCGGACAUGGCAUCUAGAUUGAGAUAAAAUUUAUGCCUCUAUGUAUGUCUAAUUUCUGCUCAAAUAACGGAAGCAGAGAGGAAUCGGUCCGGUUAACUGGACGUUUUUAGUAUGACGCUUUCUUUUGAAUGGGAGUCAUAAAUCAGCUUGCUGGUGUGGCCAGAAUGUCAGCUAUUGUCUUUUCACCGCAUUCUUGAACCACAGGAGGGGCCGGAAAAUAUAAUCUGCGGAGUAGAUACUCACAAAAUAUGUAAUGGCCCUAUUUUUCACAGACUUCAAAGAUGAUCUGUAGUAUGAAUAAUCAGAUACAGUUUGAUAAGAGAUAACUAUAAGUCAUUAAAUUCCUCUAGUCAUAAAAAAAUUUUAUGGGACAGAUUUCGUGCCACUUUUGUUUCCCUACUUGCAGCUCGAUCGUUAGACCAUCGGGAUCACAGAUGUUGUUCGCGUGUGUUGGUGUUUUUACGGUGUUUAAUUCACUAGAUUACUAGUCAUCGUCACUAAAAUAACAUAUUCGCAGACCUACAUUUUAGUCUCACUGAACAGAUACGAUACUGAGAGCGAAGUCGAUAAAUUAAAAUUACUGGCACUGCAGAAUGCAUAAACUCCUUCGUACAACAGGGGAAUGUAUUGCUUUGUACCUGUCCACUGGUCUACUCUGUCUGUUUUGUCAGUUUUUGUUAGCUGCCAGCCCUAAAAAACUGAAUGGGACAUGUUAAGUUUACUCUAGGUCGAAAUUUUAUUGUCUAACUGAUGCUUACCAUAUUUCAGCCAUCUAUUUUCAAGUCGUAAAACGAGGAAAAAAGUGGCACAAAUUCGAUCCUCUAAAAUUCCUUCAUGUUUUUAGGAGUCCGCCACAGAAAUUAAUAGAAGUAGUCCCAUAACCUCCAAGAAAGGAUUACUAUGGGUUGAAUUAAGAGGUUACUUGCUGCAACUGAGAUUUGCAUAAUUCUAAGUACUUAUCGUUUUUUUAAUUACAAAGUUUCUUUAAAAAGAAAUUUGAAAUAUGAAGGAAAAUUGGCUAAUUCUACUUGAUAAUAACGAUAUAUUUUAUGCUUUUACUUUAUUUGGUAUUACGAAAUAAGCUUCCAAAGCAAUAGGACAACAUGGUUGCGAAAAAAGCAAAAAUCAGAACGACAUUACAAAUUUAUAAGCCUGAAUCUAAUCAAUUCCCUGUAAAUUCUGCACGGUUAACAGAAAACGUUUUUUGAUUGUCAUCUACCACCAUCAGUGGCUUGCAGGGAUGCUGUUCAUUUGUCAGUAACUAUGCGUUGAGUUGGCUAUCUCACCAGACGUUAGGUGAAAUCCUAGAGUGUGUUUCUGAUUAGAAAAAACUACCUAUGGGAAUUCGUAAUAUUAGUAAUCACGCAUCAUAAUUCAACAAUAUUCCGAUCACUUCACGAUAUCGGCUUUCAAACAAACCUCUUACCGGUCCUCUGAAAAAUUAAUGUCUAACAAAAAUCGACUGGUUACGUAAUAUGUAUUUUCCCAUCUAUUUUCGAUGUCUUAUAAAUUGAGGUAUAUUAUUCUUUGUUGAAUUCAUAUAGUAAAGAAUUAGUUUUUUCUCUGGAAUGGUUAUUCGAAAAAGGAUAUCUUCCGGUUUUAAAAAUGUCUCUCAAUUCUCUAAUAAUUCGGAGCGCAGAUGGCAGUUUUACUGGCGCUUAGGGUUUCGAAACUCCAUGCUGUAGACUUACCGUGGAAGGAAAAUCACACAUUGCCCAUGACAUCUAGAAGACGUUAUGUAGGGCUCAUUAGCAUAUUUUAAAAUCAGCAUCAAUAAACUUGCUCAUGCAAUGUUCCAUAUGCGGAUAUUUUACAAUUUAAAAAAUCGCAAAGCCAGAAACGCUUUAAAAUCAAAAGGCACCAUUUCUUCGCGAAAACUAUCGGAGAGACGCCAUUUUUCACAAAAUGCGUGCAAAAUAGUAGAUGAGUAAUCGUGGUUUCUAAACAAUAUGCCUGAAUGUAUACGACACCGAAAAUUAUUGAAAGAUUUUACACAACGUAAUUAGUAAUCUCUUACAGAGUGUAUUUUAUGCAGGCUGCCAGAAAGAAGAUCAUUCAAAAGCCGGAAUUCUGACAUGACUGAACGUUCUCUGGUUUAGAUUGCAUGGCAAUCAGUAUUCGAGUUCCACCUUUGAAAUCCUUUAGAAGCGAAACAGCAUUUUGGUAAAAAAAGACCGCUGAAGUAGCAUGCACUUUUUAUACUGAUUUUUGAUGGUCUUGCAAACUCAAAUAUAUUUUAUAGAAACCACAAACAAAGAAUAUGCCUUUUUUCAGUCAUUUGAUAGAGAGUCAUGUCAUCUUUAUAUUUUAUGUUCGACGAAGGAGUAUAAUUAGGCUUAAAAUGUCCAAUCAUGAGAUUUUUAAGACCGCGCAAAGUCCACUCAUAAAACAUCGUACCUGUUUGUUUACCACUUUUCCUCAUGAAAUUUACACCAUAGUCCGCAUCCAUUGCAAUAUUUUAUGGAGCCUAUAUAAUAUGUUUUUGAAGGCGUAGAAAAAUAUGUAAUUUUCUUCACGCGGAAAGCAUCCGUCGAAAUCACUAAGCGCUAAUGAAACGAAUGAUCAGGCCACAAAUUAUUCGGCGAUCAUAAAACAUUUUAAAACCUGAUUAUUCUCCUUCUUCGAAUAUAAAAUAUAAAGAUGACGUAAUUCCUAUCAAAUGACUAAAAAAGGCGUAUUUUCGUUCGUGGUUUCUAUAAAACAUAUUUAGAUUUGUAAGACCAUCGAAAAUCAAUGUGAAAAAUGCAUGCUUCUCAAGAUGUCAUUUUUGCACAGAGUACAGUUUUUGCAGGAGAUUGAUAAGCAGUGUAUUCAAAAGUUGACAUCCUUCCAAGUCUGGAAUAGUAUGGGAUUAUGCUGCAAAAUAAUCAGUAUUACAACGGCGCCUAAGUAAUCCUUUCUAACCAAAAACAAAUUUCCGAAUUUCAGCCAACAUUUCAUGAGAUAAAUCACUUACUGUAAUUUAACACCCUUCUAUGCACGUAGGCAAGCCUGCUUAACUAGGGAUUGGUAUCAACCUACCCGGGUAGUCGGUCUCCUCCACUUCUCCAUUACUCACCUGUACUAGACAACAGGGUUGUUUCCUUAGGCUUACAAUAUUUAUGAAGACGAGGGAUUUUUUCCGACAAAAGACUGCCAGGCUCCCAAGCUAGGUGGCAUGACGUACACAAAAACUAUUAGGUAAACAGAAGUGGGAAAUGUUCAUUAUUUUCUGUGCGUGUUAAAGCAGAGGGGGCUUCGAAAAGGACAGUGAUUCCGGACACCUAAAGACUUUCCGUACCACACAGCAUACAGCAAACUACAGCCAAAAACGUUACAUAGCCCUUGGAAUCUGUACCGCGAGCAAUCAUAUGCAAAAGUGGCUGAGAAGUUACUUUGCUCUAAGGGUGGAGUAAGAUAGGGAGAAACUAUUCUGCCAGUAUUUUUUGAAAACAGCCCAGUAAUUCUCACUGUUCUUGUUCCCUGCCUUACGUACUAGAACAAGUGCUGUUGCUUUUGCUUUUAAUUGGGGUUGAGAUAUAGCCCUAAAUGUAAAGGGCCGAGUUUUAAUGUUUAUAACUGGUGAAAUAAUAAUGCACUAUGUUCUGCGACUCUGAAGUGAGUCUUGGACAGCACAAGCGUCACCACAAAUAGCUAAUUAAAACUAUCUAGUCUGCCUCUUCCUUGGAAGAGGUUUUAGAAGGCUCAGUAAAUUUUGGGAAUUUUUAGACACUCCUGCCUUAGUGAUGAUGUCUUGGUACUUUUGGAAUUUUGACGUCAUCAAUUUUGAUUUACUUUUUAUAUAUGCGAGGAUUAUGGUGUGUAUUUGGUCAGCGGAAAGAAGACGGUUAGUUUCAUUGACGCAUUUGCUUCCUCAGAUAUGUUUUUUUGCUCUGUUGGCCUACAUUUUCACCCGGCAAGAUGUAUUUAACUUUAAAGGACUUCCAGUCGACAUUCUGACAGCAAAGGUAACUUGAUUUAGUCAAUCUCGUUUUAGUUUGUUGACAGUCACUAUGACAUUAGCUCGAGACAGGGCUGUAACCACCGGGCGACGCCCAAAUAUUUUAUACCAUUAAGCGCAUUUAUAGCAGACUUUGCGAGAAAGUACACUCAAAUUACGAUAUAGGACUUUAUUCGUCUACCCCUACCAUUCCAAAUUUAGGAGUUUAAAUUUCGCCAAGUUUAUACCAUAAGGCAGUGUUGAGAGGCCCACUGGUGUGGCAAAUCUUCAACUCUUAAAUCUGUGAGGAGCAUAAAGUAGGUGGAAUGUGCGUUGAAAAUUUAGCAGAACACUUGCAUUUGAUAUUCGCUUGUUACUUUCCUUUUGCUUGAUAGUAUGCGCUGCGCGUAAACGAGGGGGAGGGUUAAAUUACAACCCGGUUUUCGGAGAAUUCCGCCUAAAUGAGGCACAUAGUAUUUGCAUUUAUUUUACGACCACCGAAGAAAGCCUACCCCCGCCAUGCGCAAGAUGUAAAAAUAAACCGUUGGACGAAAGACUACUUAUCUUAAUUAUGUGCUUUUCUUAAUUGAUCGGGGGUCACAAACGGUUCAAAGCAUUACAUAAUUCUAAUUGCCUUAAGGCAUUAAGAGCAUAAGUCUUAAAUAAAGUUCUUGCUAUUGAAAACAAAAUGUGGUUUGGAUUAAUAGCUGGUGUAAAUAAAAUAAAGUCUUCAUUUGGCAUUUUCUUAAUUGUUCUACAUACUUUUUUUUAGUUUUAUACACAUUGCAAUACCAUAACAAUACGCGCUGACCGCAAAUAUACAUAAUGAUUCGAUUAGAAUCUUGUCAAAACCUUGUCUUUAUUCUUUGUAUUGCAGCUCAGAGUUCGAGGAAUGGUACAGGGCGUUACGGUCAAAAUCGGCCGACUUCAACAGCAUGGACUGGUCAGCAUUCAGAUGCAAUGAAAAGACAAAAGAGCCGUAG